Molecule: messenger RNA, 825 nt
Organism: Eimeria maxima
Lineage: Eukaryota; Apicomplexa; Conoidasida; Eucoccidiorida; Eimeriidae
Exons: 4
Coding region: 1-825 (274 amino acids)
Source: RefSeq, a predicted model, not a curated record
AUGGGUCAAUCCCUCACCACCCAGGAAAAGCACAAUAUCAAGCGUGAAAUCUACACGCUGUAUCCCGGCCUCGAGCAGCAGCUUGAAAUGGCAUUUAGCUGCCAUGACGUGGAGGGGACCCUUGCUCUCCCAUAUGCCACCCUCGAGCCCGUCAUUAGGCAUUUGCUGAUGCAGUACGGGUUAAUAGAAUAUGUUACUCGAUUCAGCAAAGAAUCAGGAGCCCUCGAUCCUGCCCAUGUGCGUCACGAACUGGCGGAAUUCGGUGUUGCCACCACACGGCUCUUCGGUGAUGCAAAUCUUACCGUCGAGGAUUUCAAGAGCCUUGCAGUUGUCUGGCUGAAAAAGAUACUGGACACUCAUGCAGACGAUCAAGCAGAAUGGAUGGAAAAGCUCAGAGCUGACCAGGAAGAACAAAGCGCGAACUACGCGAAGGCGAUGAAGGAAUUCCAGGAGCAGUACGUCAAGCAACAAGCUGUGUAUCAGCAGGGACUUGAGGAGCAACAGAAGCAAAUACAGGAUUGGAACAGGCUACUUGAGGACGCACACAAGACCCAGCAGCAGAUAUACGAUGAGGAGGUUAGGCGCAUGAAGGAAAUUCAGGAGAGGGAGGCACGGGCAUCCGAAAUUGCUCGUCAGGAAGAAUUAGAGCUGAUACGCAAGUACCAGCAGAAGCUCGAGGAAAUCGCCAAGGCAGAGGGAGGGAAAUGCUUUGUCUACCCAGCAAGCAAAACGCCAUACGGUGCCUGCGCCUCUGCUGGAGCUCAAGAGCCUUGCAGGAGAAAGAGGAGCCAUGCCCGUAGGCAGCCGGCCAAAGGCUGUUGCUGA